CAAUAGGACGCCAGCGAGCCCCAACACCUGGCGACGCCGCAAAAUUCACCUACGGGGAGCACCGGGCACGGCAAAAAAACCCCAAGCCAAAAUUCACGGCGGGGGCACCGGCCACGGCAAAACCCCCCCGGCAAAGACAAAAACCCGGUGGCCACUCACCCGGCGCGGUGAGAAUAUCUGGCGGAGACCUGGUGGGCAGCGCGCGGCCACAUCAGCCACCCCAUCCACCCACCUCACCUCCGGCGGGCCAAUGGCGACUCGGCUAAAGAUUCCACGAGAUAAGGACCCGAUCGCUUUUCCGACGCUAUUUAGCCUGGCGCGCCCGCCGGCGGUACCACUCCACCACCAGCAGCAGCAGCAGCAGCUAGCAACCGGUCCAACACUCUCACGCUCGCAGAGUUUGCUCAUCAAUGGCCGCCUCCACCAUGUCGAUCUCCUCCACGGCGAUGGCCGGCACCCCCAUCAAGGUGGGCUCCUUCGGCGAGGGCCGCAUCACCAUGCGCAAGACCGCGGCCAAGCCCAAGGUGGCGGCGUCCGGCAGUCCCUGGUACGGGCCCGACCGCGUCAAGUACCUCGGCCCCUUCUCCGGCGAGCCCCCGAGCUACCUCACCGGCGAGUUCCCCGGCGACUACGGCUGGGACACCGCGGGGCUGUCGGCCGACCCCGAGACCUUCGCCAAGAACCGCGAGCUGGAGGUGAUCCACUCCCGCUGGGCCAUGCUGGGCGCGCUCGGCUGCGUCUUCCCCGAGCUGCUCGCCCGCAACGGCGUCAAGUUCGGCGAGGCCGUCUGGUUCAAGGCCGGCUCCCAGAUCUUCAGCGAGGGCGGCCUGGACUACCUGGGCAACCCCAGCCUGAUCCACGCGCAGAGCAUCCUCGCCAUCUGGGCCGUCCAGGUCGUGCUCAUGGGCGCCGUCGAGGGCUACCGCAUUGCCGGCGGGCCGCUCGGCGAGGUCGUCGACCCGCUCUACCCAGGCGGCAGCUUCGACCCCCUCGGCCUGGCCGACGAUCCCGAGGCCUUCGCCGAGCUCAAGGUGAAGGAGCUCAAGAACGGCCGCCUCGCCAUGUUCUCCAUGUUCGGCUUCUUCGUCCAGGCCAUCGUCACCGGCAAGGGCCCGCUCGAGAACCUCGCUGACCACCUGGCUGACCCAGUCAACAACAACGCCUGGGCCUACGCCACCAACUUCGUCCCCGGCAACUAAGCUCAUCAGCUGCUCAGUUGGCUAUGCAACUCCAUUGUCUUUUCGGAGAGGGCGUACGUGGAUUGAUUGAUGCUGCAAGUUAGCUGCAUGUGUGUCUCUUGUUUCACGUUGCAUUUCAGGGGGCAAGUCGAGAUGAUGAUGAGUUGGCGUUGUACACUAAGACGAACGAUGCUUGUGCAAUAGUAGUUGUGGUUUUGUUUCCCGGUGGUUAAUUAUUGAUUUGUCAGAUUAAGGUCAUCCAUUAA
Sorghum bicolor (sorghum) is the source of this 1444-nucleotide messenger RNA. RefSeq names its product chlorophyll a-b binding protein 1, chloroplastic. The transcript has a single exon. The record is from RefSeq and is a predicted model, not a curated record. Gene Ontology annotation, cellular component: chloroplast thylakoid membrane; plastoglobule; chloroplast envelope. Lineage: Eukaryota; Viridiplantae; Streptophyta; Magnoliopsida; Poales; Poaceae. Gene Ontology annotation, biological process: photosynthesis, light harvesting in photosystem I; response to light stimulus. Bases 411 to 1199 code for a protein of 262 amino acids.